This is a messenger RNA of Papilio machaon (common yellow swallowtail), 2441 nucleotides long. It is a transcript of the gene da, whose product is annotated as protein daughterless. Gene Ontology annotation, cellular component: transcription regulator complex. Lineage: Eukaryota; Metazoa; Arthropoda; Insecta; Lepidoptera; Papilionidae. The record is from RefSeq and is a predicted model, not a curated record. The transcript is spliced from 14 exons. Gene Ontology annotation, molecular function: protein dimerization activity; DNA-binding transcription factor activity, RNA polymerase II-specific; RNA polymerase II cis-regulatory region sequence-specific DNA binding. Gene Ontology annotation, biological process: regulation of transcription by RNA polymerase II. The coding region runs from base 413 to 2353 and encodes 646 amino acids.
AGUCGCUCUCUGUCCGUUGGAGCGUGCGUCACAGAGUGCAGUAUCGUUUGAGGCGGGAGAAACGCGCGCGAAGUUUUAGUGUCUGAUGUAAGAGAAGUGCAGUGCGUGUAUAUCAGGAUAGUGUUGAUACAACUGAGGCAUUGUCUCGCUGUGUUUACGUUUCGUUCAACGAUUGUUUCGCGAACGUUGCGAUUAGCUUAGAUCGGCACAUCGAAGGCGCAGAUCUUUGUUUUGAACAAAAAGUUUUCCAAUGCGGUUCUAUGAAUCGCUAGAUCGGUUAGGUGCCGCAUCUGUUGCGGGACGUAAACACAGCGCAUAUUCCUCAGUUAGCAAAUCACCAGUGUUGUUACGGCGUCAUGGAUGCCAGUGAUUGUGAUGUGCAAAUAUAAGUGCAAGUACAAAUGCAAGAGUUAUGGCGCUCCGGCAUGACGCGAUGGAGCCCAGCUUCCUCCCGGCGGAUCCGCCGCCGCCACCGCUCGCCGACCUCGGCUAUCAGCCCCGCACAGACCUCGCCACAGAGUACUUCAACACUUUCAGCCAGAUAUGCGACACGUACCGCCCGCCCGAGUCGGAGGCCAACCUCCGCCAGACAUCCGACUCAUUACGACUCACCACGCACAUACUCGACGGCGGCCACGGCGAAUUUAUCAGCACGGACUUUCUGAAUGACAAGGCGAAACAGUCGCGGAGUGAAUUCGCGGAGUUGUGUAGUGCGAAAGAGGAGAUGUUCCAGUUCGGUCAGCCGGAUGCGUCAGCGCUGCUGCGUCAGCGGGCGCGCCGCCGCUACCACGAGGAGGUGGGCCACGCGCCACCGCCCGCCACCAGUCACGAGAGCGGGUACGGCAGUGAUGAGUUCGGGCACGACUCACCGAGUCGGUACGCGUCGCCGAAGGGCGCGGGCGCCGGCGCCGCGUACCAGGAGCCGUACUACGCGGCGGGGGAGUGGGGCGCCGGCUACUACCAGCCGCCCCCGCCCUACCACCACGACCCCUAUGCCACUUCGCCAGGCAUAGCGGGUAGCGGCGGGGCCGGGGCAGGGGCGGGAGCCGGGGCGGGUGGGGGCGUGGCUGAGGGCGCAGGCGCGGCCGGCGGUGCAGAGUUACCGCUGCCGCCCAUGUCUUCGUUCCGCGCAGCAGCACCCGUCCACUCACCCACAGAUACCAUGCUGCUCACCAAGCCGCCACUACAGCCCAUGUACGGCGGUGCGGCGACAAGCGUGGCGGGCGCGGCUCCGAGCGUGGGGGGCGGGGCGGAGGCGGGCAGCCUCUCCUCGUACGGCUCCUCGCCUUCCACACCAGUACACUCGCCACCGCCGCUCCACGCGCGUCUAUACCCGCUCAAGCACUCGCCACACCCACCCCACCACCCCCACCACAUGCACCAUCACAAUGGACAGCAACAGACAGCGGGGUGGGCGGGCGUGUCGUCACCGCCGGGCGCGGGCGUGGGCAGUGUGAGCAGCGUGGGCGCCGUGGGCACAGUGGGCGCGGUGAGCGGAGUGGGUAAUGUGCCCAGCGUGCUGCCCAACGGUCACCAUCACGUCGCCGUAUUCCCGCACAAUGUUAUGGGCGUGGCCGCGCCGGCGGAGCAGCGGCAGCUCGACGAGGCCAUGGUGUUCCUGCGCGACCACUCCGACAUCGUAGGCGCGAGGAUGGAAGAGAGGCUGGAUGACGCCAUCAAUGUACUGCGCAACCACGCGGAGGCGCCAGACCUCUACCCCCACGACGUACAUCAUCAGGCCACGCCAGCGAGUAGAGUGGGGGGUGUGGGGGGAGUGGGGCACGCGGCACCCGAACCCCCCGUCAAACUGGAGCGACAUCUGCUGACCAACACCAAGAAGCGCAAGGAGCCGCCAGACGCGGUGCUGGAGGCCAAACCCUCAUCUUCUGGAGCAGCAGACCUCGGCAAGCCCCCCGCCAACAAGCGCUCGCGCAGAUAUGGUGUUGUGGCGCGCAGCUGCUCCUCUGCAGACGAGGAGGACGUGGACCCCGACACGAAGGCGGCGCGCGAGAGAGAGCGCAGGCAGGCCAACAACGUGCGGGAGAGGAUAAGGAUACGUGAUAUAAACGAGGCGCUGAAGGAGCUGGGUCGCAUGUGUAUGACACAUCUGAAGAGUGACAAGCCACAGACGAAGCUCGGCAUCCUCAACAUGGCAGUCGAGGUCAUCAUGACACUCGAACAGCAAGUCAGAGAACGCAACCUGAACCCGAAGGCGGCGUGUCUGAAGCGACGCGAGGAGGAGAAGGCGGAGGAGGCGCCCAAACUGCUGCCCGCCCCCCUCCACCACUACCAGCCCAUGCCGGGCAUGGGUCCGCUAGGAGGGCAGCCCCCGAGCGGCGCCCCCCCACAAUAGCGACGUGUCGCCCGACCCUGCGCUCUGCACUGACACACGUGAUCGCCCCCGACACGCCCCCGACACGCCCACUGCGCCACACAUCGCC